AUGAACAGGGCUAUGGGAUCGAAAUGCUUCAAGUGCCCAACUUUUCGUGCCGGAAAAUGCUCGGGAAACCCUGCCAUUAUGCCAGCCAAGCGGCGCUUGGCUACUGAGGCCGCACCUCUCACCCGAAAAGAUAAACAGGAAGGAGAUAUAUCGUCCGUUUUUACAUCUUUUUCUGGUCGAAAGGCCGAACCUCUGCCAGAACGAUUUCGAGACCUGAAACAUAGGCUCACUGUCGGAUUCGAGGAGCAAAUUCAAAGAUCGUGGGAUAAUUUGGUUGAGGUUCUAGAAGUCCGGACCGAAGAAGUUGCUACCAAGCGAGAAUCUAUAAUUCCUCAGAUUAAAUUUUCGGACAUUCAAAACGGCGCUGUACCUUCAGCUAUCGUCGAUGCUGUUCGACGAACUGGUGUUGCUGUUAUUAGAGGGGUCAUGCCGAAAAAUGUUACUGAAACUCUUCUUUCUGACGUUCGCCAAUAUCUUUCCGCACACACAUUCAAGGGUUUCCCCUCGAACACAGACGAAAAGGUUGUCUACGAGUCUUACUGGAGUCCAUCUCAGGUCAAGGCGAGGUCGCAUCCGAACAUGCUUACCACACAGUCGUGGAUGAACCAGCUGUACACCGCUGAUGCUAACCAGAGAAUUGAUCUAACAGUUCCGCUCUCUUAUUGUGACCGAGUUCAAAUUCGUCCAUCAGGCGACAAACAAUUCGCGCUCUCCCCCCAUGUGGACGGUGGAGGUAUUGAAAGGUGGGAGGACAAAGUCUACAAUCAUGUUUAUCGUAAGAUCUUCCAGGGAAAGUGGCAAGAGUACGACCCGUGGGAUCUGUCCGGUCGGCUUGAUGCCAAUAUGAACAUGUACAACGGGCCAGGAGGUUGCUCUGUGUUCCGAACAUUUCAAGGCUGGCUGGGAUUGUCUCGUCAUGGACCCAAUCAAGGGACUCUUGUUGUUCACCCUAUACUGCAGCCGUCCACCGCUUACUGGAUGCUCAGACCAUUUUUCAAACCUACUCAGAAGGGCUCGUUGAAUGGAUGGAAGUUCUCUCUUGACGAUGAUGACGGUAACGUCUUCCUCCACGGGGCAAACCCUGGAACUGCUCAAGAGCACAACCCUGAUUACCACCCUCACUUGUUGCUAAGCGAAACUAUGAUACCAUAUCCUACUGUUGAACCGGGUGAUACUGUUUUCUGGAGCGCGGACAGUAUUCAUGGUACGGAGAGCGAGAACACAGGAAAUGUUGACGCUUGCGUUUUCUAUAUUCCAUCAGUUCCGCUGACUCCCAAUAAUGCGCAAUAUAUAGCGCAGCAGCGGGACUCUUUCUUGAAAGGAGUCCCUCCGCCCGAUUUCCCAGGUGGUGCUGGAGAAUCUGAAUUUACUGACAGAGCAAAAAGCGAAGAUGUCAUAGGCGAAUCUGGCAGGCUCGCUAUGGGUUUGAGUCCCCUGAAAAUUGAUGGCCAGAGCGAGAGGCAAGGGGGGCUUGCGCGGGAGGUGAACAAAAUCCUAGGUUAUUAA
Hyaloscypha bicolor E is the source of this 1506-nucleotide messenger RNA. RefSeq names its product DUF1479-domain-containing protein. The transcript is spliced from 8 exons. The coding region runs from base 1 to 1506 and encodes 501 amino acids. Lineage: Eukaryota; Fungi; Ascomycota; Leotiomycetes; Helotiales; Hyaloscyphaceae. The record is from RefSeq and is a predicted model, not a curated record.